AUGACACUCUACUACAGUCUUGUUUUUCUCCUGUUGGUGUUUGAGAUGGCGGUCUUUUUGGCCCUCAUCGUGCCUCUGCCAUUCACCAUCAAGCGCAAGCUUUUCGCUUUCAUCUCGGAGAGCCCAAUUAUAGCAAAGCUACAAUAUGGCUUGAAAAUCACAUUCAUCUUCAUUUUGAUUCUGUUCAUCGACAGUGUCAACCGGGUGUUCCGGGUGCAGCAGGAGCUCGCAGCUUUUGCCAAGGAUGGUUCUGCCGUCAGCGCUGCUCACCUUGGUACCGACCGCAUGGAGGUCCAGGCCCGCAAGUUCUACUCGCAGCGCAACAUGUACCUUUGCGGCUUCACCCUCUUCCUCUCCCUGAUCCUCAACCGCACCUACAUCAUGAUCUUGGAAGUCCUUCGUCUCGAGGACCGCGUCAAGCUUCUGGAAGGUAACAAGAACGCUGGUGGAAAGGACUCUGCCCGCAUCGCUGAGGCUGGGAACCUUGGAGAGAUUGGUUCCCUGAAGAAGCAGCUGGCAGAGAAAGACCGGGACAUUGAGACCCUUAAGAAGCAGUGUGAGGGCCUUACCCGUGAGUACCACAAGCUCGGCGAUGAGGUCUCUUCCAGCAAGAGCGACAAGACCGAGAAGAAGGACAUGUAA
Messenger RNA from Penicillium diatomitis, 642 nucleotides. RefSeq names its product putative BAP31 domain protein. Lineage: Eukaryota; Fungi; Ascomycota; Eurotiomycetes; Eurotiales; Aspergillaceae. The transcript is spliced from 4 exons. Gene Ontology annotation, cellular component: endoplasmic reticulum membrane; endoplasmic reticulum. The record is from RefSeq and is a predicted model, not a curated record. The coding region runs from base 1 to 642 and encodes 213 amino acids. Gene Ontology annotation, biological process: intracellular protein transport; endoplasmic reticulum to Golgi vesicle-mediated transport.